AUGAUUGAAAUUCAGACAGGCGAAGAUCCUCAGAAUGUCGAAGGAAUAAUAAAACCUGAAAUCCUGAGACUUGAACACUUAUAUCAAAGUAAAUGGGCGAAGGAAUUUCUCGAAUCAAUCGGUGCAGAAGAUAAGAAGCUGGUGAAUUUUUUUAUUGAUGAAUACAGAAAGGCACUGGAAGAAGAUACCUCUUUUAAUUACAAAGUUCUUGCUAGUAAAGAAUUAUACAAUCUAACGAAAACGCAUAUUUCAAAGAAAUGGGAAAAUCGAAAAACUCUCGAUAUUGCAGAAGGCAAAUUUUUUGUGGGGACAUCAAGCAAUUUGAAGAAAGACGAAGUUCAAAUUGAAAUGAUAAAGAAGGAAUUUAUGGAAGCAAAGGAAGCAGUGAAAACAUCCAAAGCUAAACUUAAAUGGCUAGAAAUGGAAAGUCAUGCAUACACAAAUUUUUUAAAUUAUUUCCGACCUGCGAACAAAAGAAGAUCUACAAGUGAUUCAUUGCAUGCUGCUAAAAUUACGGAGGUGUAUCAGAAGGCUCGUAUUAAUUUUGCCAUCGGCACAAAGGAACUAGGUGAGAAAAUAAAACUAUUGGAAAUGAAGAGGAUUGAAUUUUUGAAGUGUAAGUUGAAAUAUUGA
This is a messenger RNA of Trichobilharzia szidati, 633 nucleotides long. NCBI's taxonomy places the organism in Eukaryota, Metazoa, Platyhelminthes, Trematoda, Strigeidida, Schistosomatidae. The record is from the annotation of a GenBank genome assembly.